AUGUCUUUUAUAAAUGGACCAAAAUGGACUAACAACAAAAAUCAAAAAUAUCAUUACAACCUUAGAUUUUUUCUUUAUUUUAGUCAACUUGAAAUCGCAGGCGUGGAUACAGACAUCAUGAAGCCACUUUUCCAAAGACAACCUGAAACUAAACGACCAGCCUUGGAGCUUCCAAAUCUCAGUCCAGGCGAUUCCAAAAAUACCAAAAUUUCCAACGAUGAUAAAUCAGCAGGAGUGACUCGUAAUGCUGCCAGUGCUGGUGGUAGAAGUAUUUGGACUUUGGAUCGUCCAAGAGUGAAUCCGGUCCUGUUUUUGAACCAGGAUGUGGAUCAGUUGAAGAGCUAUGUGAGGUCUGUCGAUCAACAAACAGUAUUACAACAAACCAUACAGUAUUUACGGCCAACUUUAGAAGCCGAGAUGCAAACUCUUUCGUCUUCGGGGAAGGAAAAUUUUAAAAUUCAUAGGUCUGAUAAAGUGAAUCAUCUAUCAAUAGCAUCAAGUCUUCAAAAUUCACCAAAAAAACAGAACUUCUUAACGGAUUUCAACUCCUCGAGCACCACAAAAAGUGUAUCAGAACCUUGCUCGAAAGUGAGCUCACCAGAAAGAGGAAGGAGUGCUGCUUCAGCAGACGAGGAUUGUGAUAGUUCGAGUGAUAUUGAUAAGCAAAUCUUAUCCGGGAGCCCGUGCACCCUCAACAAGGAAUCAUACAGAGCAUUUUUGUACAUUUUGUUAAACGUCUACGCUGCCUACGACACCGGCCUGGCAACUGGUGCUUCUCUUCGGCUCCGUGUCACUAAUCGCACGAGCGCCGCAGAGGUCGUCGAGCUGGUCGUCCGCCAACUGCACGUCGCCAGCGUCCUCCGCGGCGGACGGGGCCUCCUUAACGGCAAGACCAACAUCCCGAACACGUCCAGGGGACUCAGUCUGCCCGGAGAUAAAUUUCCCGCCACGUCCAAAACUCAUCAGCCACCGUCUGAACUGACGACGACCACUACUACAUAUCCGACGAGACCGACGUUUUUCACGAGCGAGCUGAAGACCAACAGGCCGAGUGGAAGUAAAUUUGGUGCGAGUGCAGGAGAUGGUAAGAAUUUGAAUCUGAGUGCUCUGUCGGGAGGCGUUAAGGAGAAGGCUAAGGAGUUUUGUCUGGUUGCCGUUAUCGGAGCCAGGGAGAGGAGGCUGAGAGAUGAUUUCAGGCCGUUGCAGUUGCAAGAUCCUUGGAUGAAGGGACGUCUGUACGUCCGACACAGAAAAGACACAUUGGCUGCCAUUGAACACUCCACUAGACAUAAAGAUGUUGUUUAA
Molecule: messenger RNA, 1305 nt
Organism: Ctenocephalides felis (cat flea)
Lineage: Eukaryota; Metazoa; Arthropoda; Insecta; Siphonaptera; Pulicidae
Exons: 8
Coding region: 1-1305 (434 amino acids)
Biological process (GO): signal transduction
Source: RefSeq, a predicted model, not a curated record